Messenger RNA from Vanderwaltozyma polyspora DSM 70294, 2508 nucleotides. RefSeq names its product nucleotide diphosphatase/phosphodiesterase NPP2 (gene NPP2). Gene Ontology annotation, molecular function: nucleoside triphosphate diphosphatase activity; ribonucleoside triphosphate phosphatase activity. The record is from RefSeq and is a predicted model, not a curated record. The coding region runs from base 1 to 2508 and encodes 835 amino acids. Lineage: Eukaryota; Fungi; Ascomycota; Saccharomycetes; Saccharomycetales; Saccharomycetaceae. Gene Ontology annotation, biological process: nucleoside triphosphate metabolic process. The transcript has a single exon.
AUGACUACUGAUGUCGAUUCUUUUGAAAUUGAAGGAGAUGAUCAUAACGAUGAACAUAUUUUGAGUAAUGAGGAUUUAGAGUUUACAGAUUACUCUGGUGGUGGUAGUGGUGGUCAAUGGUGGCGUAAUGUAAAAUAUUGGUUCUAUAGGAAUCGACUUUAUUGGCAAAAUGGUGGUGGGCUAAAUGAUAGAAUUAACGAAUCUAGUGGUAGAGGUAUACCUUUGUAUGAUUUAGAUGGGAAUGGUGAUAGGUUAAAUGAUGAUUCAAAUGAAUUUAUAACUCCUCAGAAGAAAUAUUUCGGCCGCCACAAUUGGAUAGUGAGAAAGGGUCCUGUUAUAAAAUUAUUAUUGGCAAUCUUCAUAUUGGUCAUGCCAGCUACACUAUUAUUAAGAGAUACUUUUAAAACAGAUUAUAGCCAUCGUUCUUUUACAAAUGGUAAUUCAAAUUCUUUAGUCGAUAUUAUGAAAGUUCAUGAAUUCGAUCCAUAUAUGAAAUAUAAUAAUGGUACUAAUGAUUUUUAUCCUAUGACUAUCGUUAUAUCUUUAGAUGGUUUCCAUCCUUCACUAGUGUCAGAAAGAUACACUCCUUUUCUACAUCAACUAUUUACGUUGGAAUUAGAUGGUUAUAAUAUCACAUCUACUCCUUACAUGAUACCUAGUUUCCCUACUCAAACAUUCCCUAAUCAUUGGACUUUAGUAACAGGUGAAUACCCAAUAGAACAUGGUAUCGUUUCAAACUUAUUUUGGGAUAGUAAACUAGAUUUAGAGUUUAGUCCAAGUAUUAUGGAUCCGUUGAUAUGGGUUAAUGCAAGUGAACCAAUUUGGCAAACUGUCCAAUCUGCUUUCGCCAAGAAAAGUUCCCAUUCGGAUUUCCCAUUUAAAGUCGCAACUCAUAUGUGGCCUGGUAGUUUUGUUAAUUAUACUAAAUUGGAUUAUGUGCCAAAGGAAAGAAUGCCAUAUUAUGCCGAUGAAUUCAAUCCAUCAGAGCCAUUGGAUAAAAAAUUAUCUAAAAUUAUGGAAUAUAUCGAUAUAGAUUCGAUCCAUGAUAGACCACAGAUGAUUUUGAACUAUAUCCCUAACAUCGAUGCCUUUGGUCAUGCCCAUGGGUAUCCAAUGUCAACAAGAGAUGGUGUAGAUGAAGAAGAUACAAAAGUUGGUAAAAAAUUUGCAGCCAUGUUAACCGAAGUCGAUACGUAUAUACAAAAUCUAUUUGAAAGAAUUGAAGAAAGAAAUAUGGAAAGUUUUACAAAUAUCGUUAUCUUAAGUGACCAUGGUAUGAGUGAUAUUAAAAUUCCUGAAAAUGCAAUCGUUUGGGAAAACUUGUUAGAUUCUAAAACACGUAAGUCUCAUGUUUCACACGUGUAUUUCGAAGGUCCAAUGUUGGCAUUAUAUAUGAAUAAAGUCGAAGACACGAAUAAAGUGUAUCAGGAAUUGAAGGCAAAUUUGAACGAACAUCUUCUAUCUCCAUAUUUCAAAAUAUAUUUGAAUGGUCAAUUCCCAGAAGGCUUAGAUUUCAAUGGCGGUACUAACGAUGCAAUGGGUAAGAGAAGAGUUGCACCAAUUUGGAUUGUUCCAGAGCCAGGGUUUGCAAUUAUGAGCAAAUCAAGCCUGAAAGGAAAGGAGACUAUCAUUGGUUCUCAUGGGUAUGACAAGAAUAGUAUCGAUAUGAGAGCUUUAUUCAUAGGUGUUGGUCCAUACUUUAACCACGGUUAUGUGGAAUCAUUUGAAAAUAUCGAAAUUUAUAAACUUUUAUGUGAUAUUUGCGGUGUCUCACCAAAGGAUAGACAUGUCCAUGAAAGACAGAAGAAGGUUACUGAUGAUAAAUCUAAAUCUAAGGAUGUAUAUGACAUCGGUGCUGAUAUAUUUGCAUUAGAGGAUGAUAUCGAACUGCUAGUUGAGGAUGAUUUUGAUUAUUUAUCAGAGAGGUUUGGUCCAUGGAGUUCAUAUAACUAUAUUUGGGGUGGAUUUGAUGCUUGGAAAGACCCAGCUGAAUAUGAUGAAGUAAAUUCUGAAGGCGAAGGAUCUCAAGAAUAUGACGAACAAAAUGAAGGGCAAAAUGAGAACCAGAAUGAGAACCAAAACGAGGAUCAAAACGAGAAUCAAAACGAGAAUCAAAACGAGAAUCAAAAUGAGAAUCAAAAUGAAGGUCAAGAAGAAGGUCAAGAAGAAGGUCAAAAUAAUGAACAAAACAACGAGCAAAACAACAACGAGAAAAGUAUUGCAAAUGAAUCCAGUGCAUUGUCUAUCACCACUCCCUUCUCUUCUAUUGUACCAACUACUCUGACGACAGAGAUUAUGACAUCUCAUUCCACAUAUAGUUCUGCAGUAAGCUCAGCUCUGCCAAAAACUGAUACAAGUGAGACAUCGAAUUCAUCAAAUGGUGGUGGUUUCUUUGGUUGGUUAGACGACAUUUUAGGUGACGCUAUGAACUGGUAUGAUGAUACAAAAGAAAUAAUAGACGAUGUAGUAGAAGAUAUAGAAGACCUAGUGAGUCCGUCUGCAAAAUAA